UAAUUUAGUGCGCCGGAAUCUAGCCGUCUCGACUCAGUUAUUGACGGAACCGUCCAAAAUUUUCGCGUGUAAUGGAAUCUAACGAUAAUUCCGAAACAAAAAUUGCAAAUAAACGCAUCACUGGCGAGGUCGUAACGCAGUCUAUUUUGGCGAUGCUGCAGGACAAAAACAAGUUCAUAUCCAUGCUCAAAGAACAGAUCCAAAACCAAAAGUCGCAGCUGCAAUUCUACCUGCACAGAGGACUAUCGAGUCCGCAAAUCAUGAGUUUCGCCGGUAACUGCAUUCCGGUCAUGGCCGAAGAAAAUCUCCACCUCAAUUUGGCUCUAAAUCAGUUUUGCAGGAAGAACGGGGUGAAGAGCAAAAUCAUGAGUCUGCACGAGCGCAUGACGAGCGUCGAAAGGCGCAUAGUAAGGGUUGCGAACAGUCAGGAAGAAAUGGUAGAGACCCUUCGCAAAUUUCCGAGGGAAACGGAAUGGUUGCCCAAAAUCUUGGAGUCGAACGACGUUCUACGCACCGAGUUGGAAGCCUUCCGCACCUGCUGUAAUCGAUUGAUCUUGAUCGAAGACGAACGCAACUGCUUAGGUUUGUUCUCCUUUGCUCGUCCACGGCUACUGGAACAGGUCUACUCCGUACCUGCGCCGCAACGCAUCAACUACAACACGCUCCUGGUGGCGCUCAACGAAAAGACAAGCCUCGAGAAGGAGCUCGCCGAGAUCAAAAAGGAACAGAGGGGUCUAAUCCUGCGGCUGAAUACGAUUAAGUCACCCGACCAAUCAGUACUAGGAGAUUCUUCGAAUUACUUUCCGAAGCUGGCCCGUUUGAAGGAGGUGAACGGCUUGCUCGCGGCGAAAGUAAGCGAGUUGGAGCAGGACGCCCGAUGCAAGCAGAUGCUGGAGAACAAAAUGGAGACGCUAAUUUGCGACUACCAGACAUAUAGAGAUAAGACCUCCAAGCAGCUGAGCGAGCUGAACACUAAGCUGGGUUUCACGCUCACUGAAAACGAGCGCUUAACUCAAACGCUCAAGAAGUACCAAACGUACCACGCGGAGAUCAACUCGCUACGCGCUUCAAUCGCCAAGAUGGAGGUGAUACGUAACGAGAGGGAUUACUUCAAAUCCAAAGUGGAGGACCUGAAGUCGAUACGCGAUACCUACACGCAGCUUAUCGAGCAACCUUUCGCCGCUCUGCGCGAUCAGGAAAUGGUAGUCAAGGACCAAGAGCGGCACAUUGCGGCGUUGGAGAAGGAGAGGGCCGUGUAUAGGGUUGAGAUCGCGAAUUUGAAGAUGUUGUUGGAAGAGAGCGAUGCCCAGAUUAGGAAAAUGAUGGACGUGAUAAAGUUACCCGGACAGAACCAGGAGACCUGCACGGAGUUCUCCGCCAAAAGCUAUCGAGAUUUCGGCUGCAAUUCGGAGGCGGACUAUCCUGAGGCGCUCAAUCCGGCGAAACGACCUCCAAAUCCAGACGAGGAUAACGGCCCGUCCAACGUACAGAAGGCGGCGAUCCCGGUGACGUCGUUGAACGUCCAAACUCUGAAUAGUCAGGGCAUCGUGGAAACGCUAAAGGCGAUCGUCGAGAGUACGUCGCCCGUCGACGGCGUCAUCCAGUUGAGUAAUUCGUCCGCCUUCACCGUGCGCUUAACUUGCGGUUCGCAAAACGCCCCCGCCGCCGUUGCGGGCAAUCAAGAAAUCGUCCGACAAUCGAAUAAUAGGAUCAAGUGCUCGACAAUUGUCAUGGACGAAUUCGAAUUGAUGAAGGACUCGUCUAAUGAAGCCCUUGUCGGCCGACUGCCUUCGAUUCACAAUCGCGACGUUGAGGAGCAGACGUCGGAGGUGGAGGAGAAGCCUCCCUCGAAUCGGUCGUUUGGAUGCAUGUUUCGGGAACGGGGAGUUCGGGAUGAGACCUGUAAUACGAUCAGCAGCGUGGACGAAUUAGAUUUUGACGAUCUUUCCGAUGAGUGCAACUUGAGGGAGCGCUUCAAGCACUUGGUGGGAAAUAAUAUCGCCGUGCAGAUGUUUGAUCUCUUUACUGAUCCUUGUGAAAGAUAUGCUUUAGAAUAAAUAUUUGCUACUUGUUUUUAA
Messenger RNA from Photinus pyralis (common eastern firefly), 2078 nucleotides. RefSeq lists its product as uncharacterized. The coding region runs from base 72 to 2057 and encodes 661 amino acids. The record is from RefSeq and is a predicted model, not a curated record. The transcript has 5 exons. Lineage: Eukaryota; Metazoa; Arthropoda; Insecta; Coleoptera; Lampyridae.